Molecule: messenger RNA, 854 nt
Organism: Capsella rubella
Lineage: Eukaryota; Viridiplantae; Streptophyta; Magnoliopsida; Brassicales; Brassicaceae
Product: SKP1-like protein 1A
Exons: 2
Coding region: 146-625 (159 amino acids)
Biological process (GO): SCF-dependent proteasomal ubiquitin-dependent protein catabolic process
Cellular component (GO): nucleus; cytoplasm
Molecular function (GO): cullin family protein binding
Source: RefSeq, a predicted model, not a curated record
AAAAUUAGGGGUUUUUUUUUAUAUAUAGAGGAGAGACGCAAUCGCUUUUGUUUUUGUGUUAUUUUCUUCAUCUUCAUCGCUGCUUUUCAGAAAAUUUUCUUCAAAUCCUCUCCCAAAUCUAAAAGGGUUUUUUCUCAAAUCAAAGAUGUCGGCGAAGAAGAUCGUGUUGAAGAGUUCCGAUGGUGAAUCUUUCGAGGUUGAUGAAGCGGUGGCUCUCGAGUCACAGACCAUAGCGCAUAUGGUUGAAGACGAUUGCGUCGAGAACGGAGUCCCUCUUCCUAACGUGACGAGCAAGAUCCUCGCCAAGGUGAUCGAGUAUUGCAAGAAGCACGUCGAGGCUGCUGCUGCUAAGAGCGAGGCCGUUGAGGGUGCUUCGACCGAUGACGACCUCAAGACCUGGGACGCUGAUUUUAUGAAGAUCGAUCAGGCUACGCUCUUUGAACUCAUUCUGGCUGCUAACUACCUGAACAUCAAGAACCUGCUUGACCUAACAUGUCAAACCGUGGCUGAUAUGAUCAAAGGCAAGACUCCAGAAGAGAUCCGCACAACCUUCAACAUCAAGAACGACUUCACACCAGAGGAAGAGGAAGAGGUGCGCAGAGAGAACCAAUGGGCUUUUGAGUGAUCCUUUUCACAGAGAGAUGUUCAGAAACCAACCUUGUCUCUUUACUUAUGUUUAUUGCACUUUCCAGUGUUUGAUAACUUGCUCUUUUUAAUAUUCAUGACUAUGUUCUUCUUCUUCCCUCCUUGUGCUCUCUCUCAUGAUCUAGAACCAUCAAUGUCUUUUUACUCUUUGGAUAAUUUGUGCUCUUUUUUAGAUAUCUUAAAGAGUGAUUGUUGGUUUGCCUUGCAAA